Molecule: messenger RNA, 807 nt
Organism: Saxophila tyrrhenica
Lineage: Eukaryota; Fungi; Ascomycota; Dothideomycetes; Mycosphaerellales; Extremaceae
Exons: 3
Coding region: 1-807 (268 amino acids)
Biological process (GO): conjugation with cellular fusion
Cellular component (GO): membrane; mating projection tip
Source: RefSeq, a predicted model, not a curated record
AUGGCCAACGUACGCUUCGCGGUCGGCAUCCAGCGCCUGAUCCCUUUCCUCGGAUACCAUCAUGUCUUGAUGAUCCUGAUCGCCAUUGCUAUCAUCCUACUCUCCCUCCUCCUCGCCGGCUGCUCCUCCUCCUCGCCCCUCAUCCCCGGCAUCUUCAUCAUCUCCUUCUACUACCAAAUGUACACCCCCGUCUACGACCCGACCCAAGUCGACCCGGGCGUCACCGCCGCCAUCGCCAACCUCGUCGGCGACGCCCAGCUCGAAGUCCGCGUCGGCUACUUUGGCGUCUGCGUCAACCCGGACGGCGGCAGCUUCCUGUGCUCCAACAACGUUACCCUACUCGCGGAGCAGAUCAGCAUCGACGAGGACCCGUUGAAUCUGAUCUGGGUAGCGGAGACGUUCAAGGACUCGGUCGUGUUCCCAUACCUCCUCAUCGUCGCCAUCGUCCUCGCAUUCGUGGUCUUCCUCCUUCUCGCCACCUUCCCAGGCUGGCACGAAGAGCGCGACGCCCGCACCGGCUCCGAUGUCGACAUCAAGCCCUUCCCCUCCCGCCCCGUCUCCCAGGCCGCUUUGGCGCUGAUCUUCAUCUCCUCCAUCUUCGUGCUCGUCAGCGUGCUCUGGCAACACACGGCGUCUGUCGCUGCCGCACAAGUCGCGCAGGAUUUUGGAAACGGGAGCGUGAGGAGUGGGGUCGGCACUAGCGCGAUGGUGUUGGGGUGGUUCGGGUUCGCGUUGUUGAUUAUUGUUACGAUUGGGCUGUUGGUGAUGAUUUUGAGUAUUCAUCUGUUGGAUCGGUUGACCGAUUGA